Molecule: messenger RNA, 534 nt
Organism: Lactuca saligna
Lineage: Eukaryota; Viridiplantae; Streptophyta; Magnoliopsida; Asterales; Asteraceae
Source: the annotation of a GenBank genome assembly
AUGUUACCUAUGGGCUUUUGCAUAAUAAGGGACGAGCACUACUGGUUUCUCUCCUGCACCGUCUCCUUCGUCAGCAUCUUAAUGGCUUCAUCUUGUUCUGCCAAAUCCAUAAUCUCAUCCUCAAGCUCUAACGUUUCAAAGACAAAUAAGAUGGUUGAUGAUUCAUACCCUUGUGGUUGUGGGUUCCCAUCACAAAUUUGGACUUUAACCACUAAAAAGAAUCCUGGGAAAAAAUUUAGGGUUUGUCCCAACCGACUGGAUCCAAACACACCAAAUUGUUCUCUUUGGAAAUGGGUUGAUGAUGAUGAAGGAGUAAGAAACACGAAUAAGAGAGAUGAAACAGAAAUAAAAGUAGAUUCCAUUGAAGUGAGGAUAUCAAUUUUGGAAAAAGAUUUCAAUGAGCACAAAGGGAUAGCAAAGAAGGAAUAUAUUACUUUAAGUAAGGAAUUGACACAAAUGAGUAGGAAAUUACGAUUUCAGAAGUGGUUCAUAAUCAUGAUUUUUGUUGUGUUUUUAGUGAAAUUAAUGAUGUAG